AUGCCCAUCAUUGACGAUGCUGCUAAACAUGGCUUGGUCAUCAACUUAGAAGACAUUUUCCAAAGGUUCACGUUUGAUUCUGCAUGCAUCUUGCUUACCGAUAAUGAUCCUAGUUGCCUUUCCCUUGAAGUCCCUCAAGUUCUUUUCUCCAAGGCCAUGGAUGAUCUGGAGCAAGCAAUAUUUUUUUGGCAUGUUAGACCACGAAGCUUUACUAAGUUGCAGAAGUGGUUGAACAUAGGACAAGAAGGGAAAUACAGGAAGGCAUGGAAAGUUCUUGAUGAUGUAUUAAUUGAAUAUAUAAGUCAAAAAAGAAAAGAAGUGAACAAGCUGAACCAAGAGUUGGUAUCAGUAGAUGGUAUGGAUCUCCUAACAUCAUACAUAACUGAAAAGGAAUCAACAGGUUUGAAAUGUGAUGAUAAGUUUUUGAGAGACACAGCUCUGAAUAUGAUAUUUGCUGCGAUGGCCUCGACGAGCACUGCUCUUACUUGGUUCACUUGGUUGGUUUCCAAGCAUCCAAUAGUGGAAAACAAGAUCAUAGAAGAACUUGAAUAA
Molecule: messenger RNA, 552 nt
Organism: Gossypium arboreum
Lineage: Eukaryota; Viridiplantae; Streptophyta; Magnoliopsida; Malvales; Malvaceae
Product: alkane hydroxylase MAH1-like
Exons: 1
Coding region: 1-552 (183 amino acids)
Molecular function (GO): iron ion binding; heme binding; monooxygenase activity
Source: RefSeq, a predicted model, not a curated record